Molecule: messenger RNA, 5429 nt
Organism: Cucurbitaria berberidis CBS 394.84
Lineage: Eukaryota; Fungi; Ascomycota; Dothideomycetes; Pleosporales; Cucurbitariaceae
Product: U3 small nucleolar RNA-associated protein 10
Exons: 7
Coding region: 126-5429 (1767 amino acids)
Biological process (GO): maturation of SSU-rRNA from tricistronic rRNA transcript (SSU-rRNA, 5.8S rRNA, LSU-rRNA); positive regulation of transcription by RNA polymerase I
Cellular component (GO): t-UTP complex; small-subunit processome; 90S preribosome
Molecular function (GO): protein binding; snoRNA binding
Source: RefSeq, a predicted model, not a curated record
CUCGCCGACAAGCUCGCCACGACCCCUCUCACGCUUUUUCGCAGCGUCUCAUGGCUCUCAGGACUACGCAAACCAUCCGCUGAAGCUCAUCCGCACCCAAACCGACUACUACUACCACCACCACCAUGGCGACGACGCUCCAGAAGCAGCUCGCGGCCAUUGCCGCUUCGAGCACCCAUCAACUAGAUCUUAAAGCGCAAAAGUCGGCGCAUGGAAAGUCGCUUCUCUUCGAUCCCAAAGUCGCCGCGUCCCAGUCUUUCGAAAACCUCUAUCUCAUAUGCUACGAUGGCUAUCGGCAACUCUGUGCCCUCGACUCGCGCUUCCUGCACUUUUCAAAGAGCCUGUUUAGCGAACAGAGCAAAAUUGAGGACCGCACGCAGAUGACCCAAGAGGAGAAUGACAAGCUUAACCGCGUACUGGAGGCAUUUAUUACACUGGUGGGGCCUAGGCUGUUGCUCAAGCCGGCCGAGAAGGCCUUGGAGUGGCUUGUGAGAAGGUUUCGAGUACACGAAUACAACACGCAGUGCUUGGCCUUCACGUACCUCCCAUAUCACAACACCCCACAAUUCCUCUCGCUCCUCUCCAUACUCCCUCACACGCCGCCAGCCGCGCUGCGAUUCCUCUUUCCCUAUAUCCAGUCGCCAACAAACGUCCCGCGACGCACCAUCGCAUACACGGCCAUCAAUACCCCAGUCUUCUUCGAUGCAUACCAAUCAUACGUGGCUAAGGUGUUGGAAGCGGGCCACCAGGCCUCCCAUAUGCUCUCGUUCUGGUCCAGCAUCACCGUGGAAGCCAUAUUUGGCAUACUAAGCAACUCGAGCUCUGGCAGGAGAGACAUUCAUGAGCAGAAGACCGAGGACUUGGUUCUGAGGGUCCUCCCCGUCCUCAACAGCUGCAUGCGGGCCAAGCAUGGAGCAGAGGCUGUCACUGCUUGCUACACAAUUGUCAUAAUACUCGUCAAUCAGGCGAAGCUGGGGGACAAGAUCCUUGAUGGGCUCAUGGAAGCUGUCAUUCUGGCGCAUGAUGAAGCAUCCAUGAACGAAUGUCUGGCAUGCCUUUCUAUCAUCGCUAGGGAGCGAUCCAAAGCUGAGAUUCCGGAAAAGGUGUACAAAAGGCUUCUCAAAAUCCCGCAAAUACCUCAGAAGCUUUCGUUUGUCUCCAAACAGUGCCAGGUGGAGCGGCUUGUGCUGGGAGCUGCUCUAGGCGCGCUUCGUACUCUUGAUCAAUCGGACGAGAAGCGCAACAUCUUCCACGAGCUCAUCGAGUCGCAACUGCUCACAGAAGCGCACAUCCAGAUAGUCUUCUCGGCACUAAUUUCAAUGCUACGCGAUACUGCGCCAGGCUCAGAACAACAUGGACAAUUACUCGAUGUUGCUACGAAGCUGGUUGAAUGCAAGACACUCCUGGAUCUAAUGCAGGCUACUGCGAAGCAAAGUAACGUGGACCUCGAAUCGCUGGGGCUGCCCAUCGAGCAGCCUUCGCAAGUUGAGCAGACGAACGGUGUAGACACGGAAGACGAAGAGAUGCUCGACACAGAUGAGGAGGUCGCCUUGACAGUAGAGAUUCCAGACUUCAGAGUAACAAGCUUCCUCGAUCCCAAGUCGGAUAUCUGGUUCGUGGAGAUCGCCAACGCCUUUGAGCAAGCUGUCGCCUCCAAGCAGACCAAACAAUUUCUCGCACUAAAACCGCUUGGCCAAGAAGACGCGUUACAUCACACGAGGUACAUUUCCUUCUUGGUCCGGGUCUGGUGCAGCCCUCGCUCGGUCUCUGUUCGAGUCGCCGCUCUACGCGCCGCGACAACUCUUAUGCAGUCCAACACUGCAUAUGCCCUACAAAACAUACUUCCCUAUAUACUGCAUGCGCUAGCCGAUCCAUCGCCGCUUGUGCGUCGUGCUGCAGCUUCCUGUGUUGCCGCAUUAUCAGAUAAGACCCCGGCGGAGAAGGAAACCCAAGUAUGGGGCAGUUCCGACAUGUAUGGCAACUCGUCUAGUAAGAUCAUUGGGCUAACAGAGGAGGAGGUGUCAACGAUUUUGUCCACCUUGCUCAAGCCCAUCCUCGAGGAGUGUGUCAUGGAUCCCCAUUUCGUCAUCGCAGCAAUUCGAGAAAUGCUAGAAGGCUCGCAAUCCUCGAGGAGUCUCCCCAAAAAUGCAAUCAAAGCGCAAUUACGGGCUUCAAUACUGGCCUUUUUCGCGAGUCAUGCUAGUCUCACGCCAUUAUUGAGAGUCCAGCUCUGUCUUCUACCCAUCUUCAACUUCUCCGGAAAGUCAUCAGAUGCCGUGCGCAGUAACACGAUCGUCCCGAUGAUUCGGUCGUGGUGCCUAUCUCCAGUCAUGGACGUAUCCAAGCAAUGCGACGCUGAAGGUAUUACACUCGAAGCAGCUGAUCGUCAAUACCUCGAUGCGCUACUCGCAAGAGAGGCGAAGAGUGCAGAAUUGCUACAAGACCUCGUCCACUUAAACUUUGGAGCCCGGAGAUCACUUGCAACUGCUGCCUUUGGCCGCAUCAGCUCAAUCUGGUCUGCAAUGAAGUCAGAGCCGAGGCUAUCUCUAGCUCAGUCUCUUCUAGAUGUGGCUUUGAGGGAGAGCAGCGAUCCAGUAGCCGUGGCAUAUCGCGGUCCAGCACUUGAGACGUUGCGAACUGUAAAGCUUGACUCUCUCACCCUUGUGACCUUCUUGGAAAAUGUGCUCUCUGCGGUACAGAUGCCCGAGGGUCCGCCUACAAAGAAAAGGCGACGAACGAGCCGGAGCGAAAUGGCUCGAGUAGAGCUAUCCUCUCAGGACGAUGUUCAACGGCUACUUCGAAGGCUCACCUUAGUUCUGGAAUUGAUCGAGGGGUCAACACCCGCACAGCAUCCAGCGCUGUUCAAGAGUCUCUUUACCGUAUUUGGUGAUCUUCAGCCGCUGAAGCAACAGUCGGGGUCAGAGCUAGUGUAUCUUCAGAGCAUCAUCCUAGGCUCUUUAACCCCGAUUGUGAAUGUAUUGAAGGAGCAACCAGAUACAGCCGAGUACCAGUCCGCCGUGCGUGCGGACCUCCUCAUCGACUGUAUCCGCCACUCGACCAGUCCACAAGUACAAAACAGUGCGCUGCUUCUGAUCGCUAACCUGGCAUCCUGGGUGCCGGACCUGAUCCUACACAACCUAAUGCCAAUUUUCACCUUCAUUGGCUCUACACUGCUUCGUCAACAAGACGAUUACUCUGCCCAGGUUGUGGACAAGACCAUUUCUCGUGUCGUACCACAACUGGCCGCUUCGCUGCGCUCAAAGCAUAAGAACUUCCUAACCGGCGUAUCCGAUCUUUUGCUUAGCUUCACCGCAGCAUUCGAGCAUAUCCCGCUACAUAGGAGGCUGAAGUUGUUCUCGGAACUCGCGCGAACGCUUGGUCCUGAAGACUCGCUCCCCGCAAUCCUUGCCCUUCUUGCUGAUCGCUAUCACAACAACAAGGCCCAGCGCAGAUUCAGCACUGAUCUGCUCCUUGUUUUUGAUCCGAUACACACACUCGAAGCUUUCAAGGGUUAUCUUGACCUCGUUACUGAUGCUGCUGGGCCAAAGCGUAAGGUCUCCGACACCUUGUUCGGCCUGAACGAGAAGCAGCCAGCUCAGGUAGAAUCCGCUCUCAGAAAUCUGCUGUCAUGCCUCGCAGACCUUGCAACCGACGAGCGAGUACGUGCCCAUGUCACCAGAGCCUUCAGACGGAAAGAGGAUUCUAGCAAGCCACGAGAGGUUUUCGCGAACAUUGUCGAGACCACAAUCCAGCUGUCCAAGAAGGUCGCAACGUCAGCGAAGCUACACGAUUGCUGUAGCCGUGUGCUUGCUAAGUGCUUGGAUCUUCUCCCCACCACCGACCUUAUCAAGUCCGCAGAACUGCUCCUUGCGAACUCAGAUUCCCAGGUUCAAGUGGCAGCCAUCAAGUCCGUUGAGCUAAGGGCAGGUGGGACUCUGCAAAAUGACCGAAGAUCGAUACCAGCUCUGCUUUCAUUCCUGCCUAGCGUUGAGAAUGUCCUCCAACAAUCACAAGAGAUGGACGCCAAGAUCAUCUCGGUCAGCUGCAUCGAUCGCAUCAUCGAGCGGUUUGGCAAGAAGGAUGUGGAGGCCGUUGUAUCUGUGGCGCACACAAUCUCUGGUUCGCAGUCACUGUCUAGCAGCGACGAUAGGGUCCGCAUACUGUCCCUGCUCUGUCUGACUUCCGUUGUGGACGUCCUUGAAGAUGAAGCGAUCUCAUUACUGCCAACAGUCCUACCAACGGCAUUUGAGUACUUGUCGCACGCCAUCGAUGAGGAGAAGACUGGCCUGCACAAUGCUGUGUAUACUCUUCUUUCCAACAUCGUCGAGCGACUGGGUUACAUGUUUUCACGAGAGUAUCUUGAAACGGCGCUCAGGUUAUCAAAUCGCUCUGCUGAAGCUGACUUGGAGGAUGCAUGCGACGAAAGCCGUCGUAGCUUUUAUCAGAGCGUUUCGGAGCAUCUUGACGCACAGAGCGUAUUCGCGGCCAUCAAGUCGAGUUGGCCACAAGCUGUCUCUCAGGGCUUCAACGCAUCACUCGAGCACCUCGAGCUCCUCCGCUCCACGAUCGAUGGCCAGACCAAGACGAAGCUCAUCAAGGCGAGCUCAACCUUGUUCAGCCUACUUUUGCAGACUUUCCAUCUGCGAGAGGCGAUCGAGUCGCAAGAUGAGCAGGAUUUUGACGACGACGAGGUUGAACAGUUAGACAGCAUAUUUGUAGAGUCGGUUCUCGCCAUGGUCCUGAAGCUCAACGACGCGACAUUCCGGCCUUUCUUCGUACAGCUAGUGGAACAAGAAGGACCGCUAGCAGCAAGACCGCAGCGCGCCAUCACCUUCUACAAGUUCCUCGCGGCUUUCUUUGACAAGUUCAAGUCCAUCGUCACAAGCUACUCCAGCUACAUCAUCGACCACGUCGCAAAGAUGCUCGAACACCUCGCUCGCGACGACGUACAACCCGAGCUCCGCACCGCGCUGCUCACUGCCCUACAAAAGUCCUUCCAGCACGACCAAGACGCCUUCUGGCAAGCGCCCUCCCACUACACCACCAUCCUCGCCCCACUCCUCAGCCUACUCACCCUCCCCUCGGCAUCCACGUCCUCACCCGCCAACCCGACAAACAUUGCUAUCCCCACCAUUGCCGACCUGGCCGCUGCAUCGUCCUCGUCGAUUGACAAUCACCGCGAGAUGAACGCUAUCUUACUCCGGUAUAUGCGUGCUGAGGAAGCGCAUACAAGGCUUGCGACGGUACUGUGCGAGCAGGCGUUGACAAGGAGACUAGGCGAAGAGUGGUUGGGACUGUUGCCUGAGAUGCUGCCGUUUAUCAGUGAGUUGCGCGAGGACGAUGAUGAGAUUGUUGAGCGAGAGACGCAGAGGUGGAUUACGGGCGUGGAAGAGGUGCUCGGGGAGAGUUUGGAGGGUAUGUUGCAGUAG